This is a messenger RNA of Branchiostoma floridae (Florida lancelet), 3365 nucleotides long. Its product is annotated as tripartite motif-containing protein 2-like. Bases 1041 to 3068 code for a protein of 675 amino acids. Gene Ontology annotation, biological process: positive regulation of DNA-templated transcription. Gene Ontology annotation, cellular component: chromatin; nucleoplasm. Lineage: Eukaryota; Metazoa; Chordata; Leptocardii; Amphioxiformes; Branchiostomatidae. The record is from RefSeq and is a predicted model, not a curated record. Gene Ontology annotation, molecular function: zinc ion binding; ubiquitin-protein transferase activity; protein binding. The transcript has a single exon.
CUUGAUAUUACAAGUAUCAACCAUUCUAUGUAGCAUAACCCCGUAGAGAGCAUGACGUCAUGUAUGGCGAUUAUGAUGAUGAUGAUAAUGAUUAAAGUAAUAACGACAUAACAUACGAUCACCCGCUUACUUUCUCGUCACUGAUGUCAUCUAUUACUAACUAUACAUAUCUGAAUGAAUCAAAAGAUCUACACUUUAUUUUACAUUUUUUGUAGCAUAUCUUGAAGUUUUCUUUGAAUACCAUGUUUCAUAGUUCCAGCCUAUACAAUUACAUUGAUGGCGUCAUGAUAACAUCGUAUUUCCCAGUAAUGACCUCAAAUUUCUUACAAUGUUCCUAUUUUGCGUCAAAUUUGUUCUCUAAAGUCUGUUGUCAUCAAAUUAAAAAAAGAUUCAGUUUUGAAAAAUAUCUCUCAUCUGUUCAAACAAAAUGUUGAGAAAUAACCUAGCGAAACUAAAAAUUAGUGCUCACACCUUACAAAUUGAAAAAAGCCGACAUUACAAGACAUCAACCAAUGAGAGACUUUUUCCCACAUGCCAAAAUGGUAUUGAGAGUGAGUUCCGCUUCAUAAUGGUGGAUUGUCCGACCUACGAAGAAGACCGCCUAAAGAUAUUACGAUCUAUUCUAUGUAAGUCCGAUACAGUAUUACCACAUAACAGAACAGAGAUAUUCAAUAUGUUAUUAUCAUGUCCUGUUCAUGUAUCUACCUAGUACGUAGAGAAAUUCAUUUACAAAUCCUUGGCAAAAACCAGACAAUGCUAUAUUGACAUAUUGUUUGAAAGUAUUAGCUUGUAUAAUAUUAACUAGAUUGUUUACAUUAGAUUAUAUUAGUUGUUAGAUACUUCCAAUAGUAUAUAGUUCAACUCCCAUGUAUAUACAGAUUGCCGUUCAUUGUACCAGUCACUUUUAUGGCGCAUUAUCAAUUAAAGUACUUUUAUGAUGAGUGAAAAAUAUCUACCAACGGACGCCUCCCUCACUUAGAAAGAAAUUUGGACUUUUGCCUUUUUACUGACGUAACAAGGUAAAAGUCCAUAAAACGAGUAUGUGUUGGCACUUCACUGCGUGCAAAUAUAACCGUUUGACGAUGGCGUCUAACGCUUUCAGCGAAAUAACCGAGGAAUUUCUCGUCUGCCUGAUCUGUUUGGAGGACUACAAACAGCCUAAGGUGCUGCCGUGUCUUCACACCUUCUGCCAGCCGUGUUUGGAGACGCUCCUGGCCACAGAGCCGGUGGGGAAACUCUCCUGUCCGUCGUGCCGACAGGACGUGCCCCUCCCAGAAAAUGGCGUCCAGGGGCUGAAGUCCAACUUUCUUGUUGGUAAACUGCACGACAUUCUGCGACAACAACCAAAAGGGAACGAGAAAUCAUCGGAGGGAGUCCCCUGUACGGCCUGUGAGAGAGGUAAUCCUGCCGAGUUCUACUGUGUGGAGUGUACCGACUACCUGUGUCACCUAUGCAACGACACGCACCAUGGACUCAAAAUGAGUAAGUCCCACAAAGUUAUAACAAUUCAAGACCUACAAUCAGGCCGGCUGGCCAACGAGCUUCGGGCAAGGGAAACCUCCAAGUGUGAGUAUCACAAUGAACCGGACAAGUUCUGCUGUGACACCUGUCACCGGGUCAUCUGUCUGCACUGUGUGGUAACGGCGCACAAAGAUCACCAGUAUGUGGAGAUAGAGAAGGCGGCAGAGAGGGAGGGGGUAAAGAUCAAGGCAAAACUGGCCACAGUCAAGAACACAGCAGACCUGCAUGAGAAGUGGAUAGAAGAGUUACAGUCAGUAAAGAAUGAUUGGCCUUUACAGGUACAGCGUACAGAAGAACAGAUAGGAAAACAGGCAGAGGCUAUCAUAGAGGCCGUUCAGAAGGUGAAAAGUGAGAAAAUCAGUCAGCUUCGCGCCAUGAACGCUGCUCGGGAGAAACAGAUGGAAGCCGCCAUGGAGGCAGCUGAGAUGGACCUGGCCUCAGCCAAGAGCUGUGUCCAGUUCACGGACAAUGUGUUGGAGUACGGGAGUCCAGCGGAGGUCAUGUCGGUGGCCGGAGAACUGACCUCACGGAUGGAGGAAACCGCGGACGACAAAAUCGCAAAGAGGGCGGAACUGACCAAGGGUUUUACCAACAUGACCUUUGACCCACCGUCUUGUGAGCUGGAACGGGACGUGGUAAAAUUGAUAGGUGGGAUAAAAGAAAUAAAAGUGCCAUUUACAAGCACACUGUCACCAGUUAAGGUAAACGUGGAAAUAGGUACCCGACGCAGAAGUCCUACACUGCUAAAAACUGUUGGUCAGAUAGGCUGUGGAGAUGGGCAGUUUAACUGUCCUACAUCACUUUCUGUCACCACAAAUGGAGACAUUGUAGUGGCUGAUCGUCUCAACAGACGUCUGCAGUUUCUUGACAAAGAAACUUCAAGAACUUCAAACUUCAAGAAGAAAGUUGAAUUGGGGUUCAACCCAUUGUGUGUGGUGGCACUGACAAACAAUGAGCUGUUGGUGACAGGAGACGGACACAGGAUUCACGUACUGGACAAACAGGGGAGGGGGGCACGUGUCAUCCAAGUGACAGGUGCUGCAGAGAAAGAUAAAACUACACAAGGUAUCGUUGUUGACGGUUUAGGGCGUAUCAUCGUCACUAUCGGGUACCAAGCGUUUGUACUCAGCCACAGUGGUGACGUCAUUCUGAAGUUCGGGGACAAAGGUCAAGGUCAGCAGCAAUUGAGUUCCUCCCUCCGUUUAACCGUCAACAGCAGCAACCAAAUCCUCAUCAGUGACUGUUGGAACCACAACCUGAAGAUAUUUGACCCCACCGGUCGUCAUCUCUUCACGUGCGGCACGCGUGGCUCGGAACCUGGUCAGUUGAGCAUACCCUACUGUGUCAUCACGGACAGCGAGGACAACAUCAUCGUGGCUGACUGUCACAACCACCGUGUUUCCGUGUUCAGUCGGGACGGCACGUUUAUCAGGCACGUGCUGACACGGGAGGAACAUGGACUAAACUAUCCGAAGGGACUAACGCUGACUCACGACGGGCAUUUGGUAGUUUGUGAUAACCAUUAUCUCAGGAUAUUCAAGUUGUAAAGGGAAACGCUAUAGCCAGUACUUCCAACCACUGUACUAUAUGUACAAGAAAUACAAAAUAGGUUUUUUAGAAUCCAUGCACUUAUUAAAAAAUUGAUUUGCGUCAAUUUUUACAUUGAUCCGCCUAAUAUGACCCUGACCCUGUUUGAACUUCGCGCUCUCCUCCUCUCCCCGCCGCGCUAGGCGAUGACGUAAUGGCCUCGUUCUGAGAUUGCCUGACGUCAUCGCGCGGAUUGUCCAACUAGGGGUGGGUACCGGUACAGAAAAUACAGGUCCAGGUACGGUUCAGGUCCAGAG